UCCCCUGCUACAUCGCCAUUUCUUUCUCUCUGCCAUUUCUUCCAUGGACAAAACACCAACUCUGGCUGCGGCCCUCCGAUUCAUUGGCCCCUUAUCCCUCCACUUUCAUCAUCUCCAUAAUCUUUCUGCUACCUCCAUAACCAAGCUUCCAAGCUUUUCUUUCUUUGUUCUCUCAUGUGCAAUUUUGCUUCAACCACGCAGUGGCUUUCAAGCUUUUUCUGAGUGUUGCUCGCCUUUCUUGGGUAGAAAGAUAUGAGCAGAGAGAAGGGUAUUGCACAAAGUAGUAGUUGUUUUGUCUCUGGAACCCAUUUCUUUGUCGUUAUUUUGAGUGUAUUGUUAUUGUUCUUGCAACCCAUUUCUUGCCAAGAUGUUGAAGGCUACGAUAGCGAUGGGGUCAAUAGCAAUCCAGCAGCGAAGGAGCUAUUCUCUGAGAUGGUUGUUAAUAGUUUCUCGAAUUUCACCUCCAUCUUCAAGCAAGACAUCAGCAAAUACUUAGGUUUCUGCAUAAUGGACGUGGAUUCGGAUUGGAAUAUGGCGUUCAAUUUCUCUGAAAAUAGUGAAUUCAUCACUAGUUGUGCCAGGAAAACCAAAGGAGAUUUGGCACAGCGCAUGUGCACAGCAGCAGAAGUAAAGUUCUACUUCAAUAGUUUCUUUUCAAAAGGAUCAAGGACAACCCAUUAUAUGCAACCUAAUAAGAACUGUAACUUGAGCUCAUGGGUUUCUGGAUGCGAGCCAGGAUGGGCAUGUAGUGUUGGUCGCGGUGAAAAGGUUGACAUGAAAAAUUCAGAAACUAUUCCUAGUAGAGCUGAUGAUUGUGCACCUUGCUGUGAGGGGUUCUUCUGCCCUCAUGGUCUUACAUGCAUGAUACCAUGCCCACUGGGUGCUUACUGCCCACUUUCAAAACUGAAUGAUACCACUGGCAUAUGUGACCCAUACAAUUAUCAACUGCCAGCUGGGAAGCCCAAUCACAGUUGCGGGGGAGCAGAUAUUUGGGCUGAUAUUUUGAGUAGUAGAGAGAUAUUUUGUCCAAAAGGAUCAUAUUGUCCAUCCACAAUCCAGAAGCUUUCUUGCAGUAGUGGAUAUUACUGCAGGACUGGUUCUACAUCUCAAGCAGGGUGUUUUCGGUUGGCAACUUGUGAUCCAAAAUCAUCAAAUCAAAAUAUCACUGCAUAUGGCAUCAUGAUUUUUGCUGGAUUGAGUUUUCUGCUACUUAUUAUUUAUAACUGUUCUGAUCAAGUUCUUGCUACUCGAGAAAGAAGAGAAGCAAAAACUAGGGAGAAAGCAGUUCAAAGUGUGAGAGAAACAGUUCAAGCACGUGAAAAAUGGAAGGAUAUUGCCAAAAAGCAUGCAAUUGACCUGCAAAGUCAAUUAUCACGCACAUUUUCUCGUGCAACAUCUGCAAAAAAAGCUGAUGUUGUGAAGGGUACUGGUCAAGCUAAACCUGGAACGGAUGCUGCCUUGCAAUCCAUUUCUGGAGCCAGUUCAUCUGCACCAACAAAAGGAAAGAAAAAGGACAAAAAUAACCUAACAAAUAUGCUGCAUGAAAUUGAAGCUAACCCUGAGGGUCAUGAAGGCUUCAAUCUGGAGAUUGGAGAUAAAAAUAUCAAAAAGCAUGCACCAAAGGGUAAACAGUUGCAGACUCAGAGUCAAAUGUUCAGGUAUGCAUAUGGACAGAUCGAGAAGGAAAAGGCUAUGCAGGAGCAGAAUAAGAACUUGACCUUCUCUGGGGUCAUUUCCAUGACUAAUGAUAUUGAAAUCAGGAAAAGGCCUACGAUUGAGAUUAGUUUUAAGGACCUAAGCAUCACUUUGAAACGUAAAAAAAGACAUCUGCUAAGGGGUGUGACGGGGAAAUUAUCACCUGGGAAAGUUUCUGCUGUCAUGGGCCCAUCUGGGGCUGGAAAAACGACAUUUCUUUCUGCUUUGACUGGAAAAGCAACUGGGUGCCAGGUGUCCGGUACGGUUCUUGUAAAUGGCAAGGCAGAGCCAAUCCAAGCGUACAAGAAAAUCAUUGGUUUUGUGCCUCAGGAUGAUAUUGUGCACGGAAACUUGACGGUGGAGGAGAAUCUCUGGUUCAGUGCAAGGUGCAGACUCUCUGCUGAUCUACCAAAACCAGAAAGGGUUUUAGUUGUUGAAAGAGUCAUUGAGUCCUUAGGACUGCAGCCAGUGCGGGAUUCUCUGGUUGGGACAGUGGAGAAGAGAGGAAUCUCUGGAGGUCAAAGAAAACGAGUAAAUGUUGGGCUAGAAAUGGUUAUGGAACCUUCACUUCUGAUAUUAGAUGAACCCACAUCUGGUUUGGACAGUUCAUCUUCCCUUUUACUGAUUAGAGCUCUUCGACGUGAAGCUCUUGAGGGAGUAAAUAUUUGCAUGGUUGUCCACCAACCAAGCUAUACAUUGUUCAGCAUGUUUGAUGAUUUGAUACUUCUGGCAAAGGGUGGCCUGACAGCAUAUCAUGGACCAGUAAAGAAAGUUGAAGAGUACUUUGCUGGCCUUGGGAUUACUGUACCUGAGCGUUCAAAUCCUCCAGAUUACUUCAUUGACAUCUUGGAGGGGAUAGUAAAACCUAGCUCUGAUGUGAACUACAAACAGCUUCCAGUUAGAUGGAUGCUUCAUAAUGGCUACCCAGUUCCUAUGGAUAUGCUGCAGAGUAUUGAUGGACCGGAAGCCUCAGGUGAUUCAACUAAUGAUGCUAAUCCAAGUGAAGCUGGAUCUGAACCACAGUCUUUUGCCGGAGAGUUUUGGCAGGAUGUGAAGACUAAUGUUGAGUUGAAGAAAGACAAUAUAGAAAGCAAUAUCACAACCACAGAUGACAAAUCCAACCGGAAAACCCCUGAUGUUUUUCAGCAGUACAGAUAUUUCCUGGGGAGGAUUUGCAAACAGCGGCUAAGAGAAGCAAGAACACAGGCAGUAGAUUUUUUGAUUUUAUUACUAGCAGGAAUAUGCUUAGGAACAUUAGCUAAAGUGAGCGAUGAAACUUUUGGAGUGAUUGGUUACACAUAUACUGUCAUUGCAGUCUCUCUACUCUGCAAGAUCGCAGCUUUGAGAUCAUUUUCUUUGGAUAAGCUACAUUAUUGGAGAGAAAGUGCUUCUGGCAUGAGCAGCAUGGCUUAUUUUCUUGCAAAGGAUACUGUUGAUCAUUUCAACACACUUGUCAAGCCACUAGUGUACCUAUCAAUGUUCUACUUCUUCAACAAUCCAAGAUCAUCGUUCACAGAUAAUUAUGCAGUUCUCAUUUGUCUGGUGUAUUGUGUGAGUGGGAUAGCUUAUGCAUUAGCCAUUCUCUUCGAGCCAGGUCCAGCUCAACUUUGGUCAGUGCUUGUUCCAGUUGUUUUGACCUUAAUAGCAACUCAAGGUGAAGACCGUGAAGACAGUAACUUUGUUAAGAAACUAUCAGACUUUUGUUACACUAAAUGGGCAUUGGAGGCAUUUGUCAUAGCAAAUGCUAAAAGAUAUUAUGGUGUAUGGCUGAUAACGCGAUGUGGUUCGCUUAUGGAAAGUGGUUAUGAUCUCAAUCAUUGGUAUCGUUGCUUAAUCUUCCUCGUUAUUUUCGGCUUAGGUAGUCGUAUUAUUGCCUUUUUUAUCAUGGUCACCUUCCAAAAGAAGUAAAUUCAACAUUUCUGUGCUCCAUCCUUACUGUACAAAGUAGAAAAGAUCAAAGCCAGACAAUCCUCUUGAGGUAGAAACUUAUAUAGGCACUGUAACAUACUGAGAAAAGUACAGUAUAGUCCUUGAAGAAGAUGGGGAUUGCUUGGAGUCCUCAAAACCUGUAUAAAGGAACAAAAUCAGUACAGAAUUAUGUGGAUAUAGAUGAGUGCAGCAAUGUAAAUCGACUAAGAUAACUUCGUUUGAGCAUGAUGAUUUUGUGUAAAGGGGUCAUCUUUUUUUUACGACAAAUAUAAAGAGUAGGAAUUUAGUGAACAAGGCAGCCCAAUACUAGUCUUUUCUCCUCUCUCUCCGGCCCGCCCACGGCAUUUCCCCCUUGUUCUCUUUGCUUUU
Messenger RNA from Manihot esculenta (cassava), 3993 nucleotides. Its product is annotated as ABC transporter G family member 28. Gene Ontology annotation, molecular function: ATP hydrolysis activity; ABC-type transporter activity; ATP binding. The record is from RefSeq and is a predicted model, not a curated record. NCBI's taxonomy places the organism in Eukaryota, Viridiplantae, Streptophyta, Magnoliopsida, Malpighiales, Euphorbiaceae. Bases 253 to 3603 code for a protein of 1116 amino acids. The transcript is spliced from 14 exons.